Messenger RNA from Cladophialophora carrionii CBS 160.54, 1353 nucleotides. RefSeq lists its product as uncharacterized. Gene Ontology annotation, biological process: peptidyl-lysine monomethylation; peptidyl-lysine trimethylation. The coding region runs from base 1 to 1353 and encodes 450 amino acids. NCBI's taxonomy places the organism in Eukaryota, Fungi, Ascomycota, Eurotiomycetes, Chaetothyriales, Herpotrichiellaceae. The record is from RefSeq and is a predicted model, not a curated record. Gene Ontology annotation, molecular function: protein-lysine N-methyltransferase activity; protein binding. The transcript has 2 exons.
AUGGGCCAAGACACCGACCCUGACCUCUCGGCCGAACUCACAAAAUGGGCGCUCUCCCACGGCGCCUCCAUUGACGGCAUAGCGGCUCACGCAUUCCCUGGCAGGGGUCUGGGAAUCAUAGCGCAAAGAAGGUUGGAGGCCGGAGAAACGAUCCUCAAAGUCCCAACAUCGCUGCUGCGCACGGAAUCCAGCCUACCGGACCACCUGCAGAGCCUCGCGCAGGAAGAAUGCAGUGUCAACGGCCUCCUGGCGCUGGACGUCAGCCUCGACAAUCCCUCUUUCUCAACCUCCACCUCGGCACCGCACUCCCUCUGGCGAAGCACGCUCCCGUCCCUCAGCGCCAUGAAAUCCAGCAUGCCUCUCUUCUGGCGCCCAGAAGCACAAGACCUGCUUCCCCCACCGGGCCUGGCUCUCCUGCGCAAACAACAGGCCAAACUCCACCGGGAUUGGACGGCCGUCUGCGAACGCGGUGUGGUCGUCGCCCCCCAAGGCCUCUCCCUCGAACAGUAUAUUUACAGGUGGCUGCUCGUAAGCACGCGCACGUUCUACUACACGCCAGAAGCAGCAGCAGCAGCAGCGCCAUCCAGCAAACCCAGACCACCCAAGUCGAAAUCACAGCGACGACGACGACGGUCGAAGUCGAAUCCGAAACCUCCCCAACCCCGCCCCGCGGAUGACUGCCUGGCCAUCGUGCCCUUUGGCGAUUUCUUCAACCACACCGCCGGCACCCAGACGGUCAAAGCCACGUACUCGGCCUCGGGCUACGACUUUGUCAUGACGGGUCCUCACGCCGUCGCGGCCGGCACCGAGCUCUUCAUCUCCUACGGCAGCCACAGCAACGAUUUCCUCCUCGUCGAGUACGGCUUCAUCCUGCCGGACGGGGACAACGCGCACGACACGCUGCUUCUCGACGACGUGGUCUUGGCGCUGUUCUCGCCCGAGCAGACCGCCGUGCUCGACGCGGCCGGUUAUCUGGGUAAUUACGUCCUAGGGGCUAUUACUGGUAGUAGUGGCGGCAAUGGCGGCAACGACAAUGACGACGAGGCCAACGACGACGAUGCCGAAGUGGUCUGUUAUCGCACGACGACGGCGCUCAGACUACUGUGCAUGCCUCUCCGCAGGUGGAAAAGGGGAUUGAGCUGCGGGUUUGACCAUGGAGAUGCAUUCCAGGCCCCGUUGAACGACUUGGUGACAAAGGUGCUGCGGACGUAUAUUGACAUGGCCGGCGAGAAGAUACAGCACGUCUUCAGACUCGACGAGGCCUCCUUUGCCGACCAGAAAGAUGUGCUGACGAGAAGAUGGGGACAGAUCCUCGCCUUGUUGACUGCUGCGACCAACCGAAUACGAAUUUAA